Messenger RNA from Doryrhamphus excisus (bluestripe pipefish), 2553 nucleotides. RefSeq names its product sex hormone-binding globulin (gene shbg). The record is from RefSeq and is a predicted model, not a curated record. Gene Ontology annotation, molecular function: steroid binding. NCBI's taxonomy places the organism in Eukaryota, Metazoa, Chordata, Actinopteri, Syngnathiformes, Syngnathidae.
UACGCAUAUAUAGGAUUUAUAUCCGGUAUAUGCGUAAAUCGGAUUUUAUCCGUUAUAAAAAGGCACUUCCUUGACUAUGUUUCCAAUGUACCUGGACGCGCAGGCAACGCUGCAAACGCUGCAAAUGACGUCGUAUAGCGGCCUGUCACGAUUCGGCGAAUCGGAGCGCCACGAUGCGGCCAUCCGAUAUAUGCGAGGGAAAUUUAAUGGAAAUGCAUUGGAACGGGACUGGAGAUUUUGUCCAAAAUAGGCGAAAUCCGUUAUAAAAAAUUUGAUAUAUGCAAUGAAUUUUUAUUGGAAAUGCAUUACAGAAAAAUCGGUUCUUUUUUAUCUGUCCGUUGUGAGCGAAUUUCCGAUAUAUCCGAGUCCGAUAUAUCCGAGGUUUACUGUAUUGGAUAAAAGGUGAAGUGGAAUUUGUCAUUAAUUGAUUCUGGAAAUGGGCGGCACGGCGGUCGAGUGGUUUGCAUGGUCUCGCCGUGCAUGCGUGGGUUUUCUCCGGGUACUCCCACAUUCCAAAAACAUGCUAGGUUAAUUGGCGACUCCAAAUUGUCCAUAGGUAUGAAUGUGAGUGUGAAUGGUUGUUUCUAUAUGUGCACUGUGAUCGCCCGAAGACAGCUGGGAUAGGCUCCAGCACCCCCCGCGACCCUCGUGAGGAAAAAGCGGUAGAAAAUGAAUGAAUGAAUGAAUGAUUCUGGAAAUGUGCAGCAUGGAAGCGGUAUUGCAUGUACAUUACAGUUUACAGUAAAUAAUCAUGUGUUGUGUCGUGUGUGUUUUUCCUCUGUCGACAUUUAAGAAUUCCUGAAAUUUUCCAAGUAAUGUAAGAUUUACUGGUCAUCUCCAGCUCUACAAUACACACACACUGUUUUAGUAUUCCUGCAAAAAACACCUGUUGCUCACACAGGCUUAAUUUAAUGCAGAUUGUAGGGCAUCAGUUACGUCAGGAUAAUUACUGUAAUGGUCGCUUUUUUCGCCCUUUGCACGAUGAACUGUGUGUUGUCCUGCGACCCAUUCUCAUUUGUUUACCCGCCCCCCUCUAUCCAAUACACCGUGCACUUCCCCCUGGCAUGUUUGCCCUCUGGACCAGCACACAGUCCAGGACUAAAUACUCCUCCAGAACUUCUACAGCUCUCCUAUGCUUGGGAGUCCAUUGACGAGCUUGACACCUGAGAGACCAUACGCUACACGGGGGGAUGAUGGCAGGUGGACUCCUACUACUCGCAUUGAGCGUCACGGCGAUGGUGUGGGGGGCCCAGGGGCAGGUGAACAGACAGUGGAAGAAUCAAGUCUCGGGGGAUGCAACCGUUUACCUGGGCCAGCACAGAAACGCAUGGAGGCCGCUGAUGCACAUCGCCGUCAACCUCACCAAGAUAAGAGACAUUAAGUCAUCCUUUCAGCUGAGGACGUACGACCCAGAAGGAGCCAUCUUCUACGGGGACACCAAAAGCGGCAGGGACUGGUUCAUUUUGUCCCUCAAAGACGGAUUCCCUCUCAUGCAAAUCAGCCGCAGCGGGGUUCUUGUCAACGUGGCGGGGGGCCCCAAGCUCAAUGACGGGCGAUGGCACACGCUGGAGGUGAGCAACCAAGGAUAUUUUGUGAUCCUGGAGGUGGACGGCGCCAUGGGGCUAGUAGCAGGUUUGCAGUCUGAUAACAUAGAGGAGGUCAUCUCAGGGGAUCUCAGACUGGCGCUUGGCGGGAUCCUGAUACCCAAGGAGAGGAUGUUGGUUCAGUUUGAGCCGCAGAUGGACGCUUGUGUGCGGGGGGGCAGCUGGCUGAACCUGAGCAUCCCCUGGGAGACGGAGGCCGAGGAGCUCUGGCCGUGCUAUCAAAACAUCCGACCUGGAAGCUUCUUCCCCGGAAGUGGUCUCGUCAUUGUCAACACCUCAGGUGGGGGGCACACGGUUUUGCAGAUUGCUGAUUCACACAGUGUGAAGAUUGAAUUAUGGGGAGAAUUCACUAAAAUGGAUGGUGCGAUUCUCAGUAUAAGGACUCCCGGCCUGGCGCCGAUGUUCACUUUAGUAGCUGAUAAUACCACAAAGGAAGUAACACUCUCCUUCAGUGGUCAUAAAAUGAGUCUCAAGGAAAACUUCAGCAGACUACAGAUGACCUUUGGGACUGAUUUGCUGGAAGUACUGCAUGAUGGAGCUGACUCAAAGGUCACGAAGAAGCUCCUCACUCCACUAAGGCAUUCAGGUCUUUUGAGCACAUUGAGAGAAAGCCACAUUGCCAUUGGAGGCCUUCUCGGUAAAGAUGACAUGGGCUCCUUCUUGAGAGGCUGUCUGGAGAAGAUCCAAGUCCAAGGAAAGGAUGUUGACCUAGAUCUGACAUUUAAAGACAUGUCCAUUUCCUCCCACAGCUGCCCUGUGUAAACCACAGCAUCAGGCGUUCAUUGUACAAACUGGCCUUGUAUAUGUGUGUCACAAUUACAUUAAUCCUAAUGAAAGAGAGCCAGAAUAUCGCAAUAUUAAGUCAUGCAUGUUUCCUAGGCUCAAAAAUGUAAACAAUAUACAACAAUUCUGCACAAUAAAAUUAUUAAAUGUUGAUUUAAUGUGACAA